This is a messenger RNA of Rhinichthys klamathensis goyatoka, 3072 nucleotides long. It is a transcript of the gene firrm, whose product is annotated as fignl1 interacting regulator of recombination and mitosis. Lineage: Eukaryota; Metazoa; Chordata; Actinopteri; Cypriniformes; Leuciscidae. The coding region runs from base 142 to 2877 and encodes 911 amino acids. The transcript has 25 exons. The record is from RefSeq and is a predicted model, not a curated record.
ACGGAAACGAGGAGAAUUCAAAACAGAAGACCUAAAUGUGUUCAGGAUCUCAUCAUUGUCCAUAAUUAUCACAUGCAUUUGUUAUUAAGCGCUAUUGUAUCCACCUGAGUGAGUUGGUGUGUUUUGAAAAAAGUUACCACAAUGUCUCAAGUGACUCUUUUGGAUGAGGUCUCUCAGUGGAACCAGGAGAUCUGUCAACAAGAACUCAAAACUGUCCUACCUAAAAUGCACGCCAUGCAUCAUGACACUGACAGCUGGGAAGAGCACACAAAUAUUCUGCAAAUAAUCACAAGCAAGUUCCUCCCUCAUCUUUCUUUAUCUGAAUUAGAGACGGGAUGUUUCUCCACUGUCUUACCCAAGGUGGUAAAAGUGUUUGCAGGUCUUUUGGAAGAAAUCAGCAAGCAAAUUGGAGGCCUUUCUAGUCAGAACACAGAGCUGCAUGUAUUUGUGAGAAAUAUACUGAAGAUGAUGUUCCAGACCCUGGAGUCCCUCUCUGGCUGUGUGCGUCAUGUCAAUUCCUUUGAAGAGUCUGUCUCCUUUGACAACAUUCGCUCUCUGCCCUCUUGCAUUCUUAGAGUCCUAAAAGACACCUUCCAGCACUGCAAGGACAGUGAGGUCAUAUACAGUGGAAGACUGUCAUUGGUGGGCGAUUUACUUCAGGGCCUUUUUAAAGAGGCCUAUUCUUUGCAGAAGGGUCUGAUGGAACUCUUGGACAAAAUUAACUUGGAGGACACUGCAUCUGAGGAGGAAGUAUCGGAUAUUGUCACAGUGAUUCACAGUCUGCUGGACAUAUGCUCGAUCAUAUCCAGAUUGGACAUUGCCCUACAUGCCAACACAUGGAAAUGUAUCAUUAAACAGAGCGUGAAGUACCAGUCUCUUGUAGAAGAUCAGCUCCAUCACACUGACAUAGCCUUCUCAUUGUGUGAAGACCUGUGUACGUCUGUCCAGAACUGUCUUGAGCUGGCUCAACAGAUCCAACAGGCAGAUCUACAGGAAGUUGUGCACUGUCCAGAAUACAAGCUUUUCCAAAAAGCCACAAAGAUGUGUAGGUUUUUAGCCAACACAUUAGUCCACUACACAAAGGAAUUUAAAGCAUUCCUUGCCAAGUCAUGCUGUCGAUUUCACCAGUUGUAUCUCCAAAUCCACAGCAAGUUCCCCCCGUCUGUAUGUGCCCCAUCCGUGCCUCCUGCCCUCAGUGAGGAAUUGAGAGUGGCUGUCCUGGUUCCCUUAGAUGUCAUGCUGACACAACUGAUGCCCUUCCAACCCUUUGCUCAGUCUGUCCUGGACCCAGACCACCAGAGCAGUGCAGAGCUUUGUCUACCACAGUGUCUGCUACUGGUGAAUAUACUGGGUAAACUCUCCUCCCAGUCAGAGGAGGCGCUGCGGCUGUGGAGUGAUGGCAGCCAAUUUUCGGAGGAAACUCCCAGAUGGUCUGUGUUUGAGGCCGUGUUGCAGAGUUUCAGGCAUUGUAUGUUGGAGCGUGCAGUUCCAGUGUGGUUACCGGGGGUAAUGCUGAGAGGGCAGGCUCAGGGUAGAGUCAGUCUGCAUCAGCAUGUGUGUGUCCAUAUGUGUGCUUGUGUGGCUGUGCUGCCUGCACAACACUUCCCUCCGCUGGAGCGGUCACUAUUAGCUGCCGUAUUACAGGCAGACACACAGACGGCUGUCUUGGCCACAGAUGUCUGGUGUUUCCUGGCACGGUAUGGCACGUCCGAGUUGUGUUUUCACCAUGUUCUCCUUAUUGCUCACCUGAUAAGGUCAUGUCCUGGUGAGGGUUAUCAGCUGUUUCACUUGGCCCUGCUGCUUAGACGCCUGCUCUUUCUCAUGACUCCAAAACACCAGGUGGAGUUUGUGGAGCGCUUCCCUCCCUCUCAGGAGGAGAAUGUGUGUGUGUGGCGUCAGACUCUGCUGAGGUGUCUGUGCGUGGAGGCACGCAUGCAGGUGGAGGAAGAGGUGCUCGCCAGGGCUUCUGUUGUACUGCAGGAAUGGCAGAAUAGUGGCCACAAGCUGGGAGAUAUACCGAGACUGAACCGAAUACUGGGCUGUGUGCUGCUGGUGAUGGGAGGUAGCAGCCUGCAGGCGGAAUGUGUGCUGUCUUCUGUAAAGAUCAUCUCUCAGCUGUGGAGUCGCAUGAGUAGCAACCAGGUGCAGGUUCAUCCUCCUCUCCAGUGCACUGUGAAGCUACUCCUGUCAUUAUCAGCUGUUCUGAUCAAAAGUCUGGAGCCACAUGUCAUCGUUCAGGCUGUUUCAUGUUUGAGUGGUUUGACUAUCCAGAAAUGCUCUGAUGACCUGCUUUUAGCUGGUUUGGAGUUCCUUGCUUCCAUGGGAAAAGUAUUUUUUCCUCCAAAUAUUCAGUGCCAAGUUUUGCCCAGAAUCAGUGCUCUGUUUAAUGGUCUCCUGACUCACUCAUCCUGGCUGAUACUCCAUCAUGUCCUGGAGGCCUUUGGCCUCUUUGCAGAGAUAACCAACCACGAGGAAGUGAUUUCUCAAACACUGACAUCAGAGGAGGUCAAAACCAAAGUGUUAAACUUCCUCAGUAAGACGGUCUCACUGCAGGAGUCUGAGGAAUUGAGACUAGAACGUCUCAAGGAGUGGAGGAGUAUAAUAGAGAAACACUGUGAGCAAAUGGAGCGUGAGAACAGAUCACCUGAACACACACCAAUUACUGUGGAGCCAUGUCUGAAAAAGGCAAGACAGGAGACCAACACAGAAGAGGAAUAUGAGCGAUACCUCCAGACAGCAGAAAGUGCCUUGAAAGCCCUGCAGGCUAUAGAGGGGCCUGGCCUAAGCCCGUCCCCUCCAGUGUGGGUCAGGGUCAGACUUCAGGUCUUACAGACACUGAUAACUCAAAUCAACACCUCUACAGAACAGCAGCCCUGAUUCAACCACAACACCACCUCUACCUCUGGCUGCUUUUAUCACAACACUUGCUUGUCUGUUCCAUACCACUACAUUAGUUGAUGUCACCUAAGAUAUUUGUAUAGAAGUUUAUAUGGAGAAGGGUCACUCCAAAAGACCAUUUAAUUGUUUAUUAAACUUUAUUAAAAUUGAUUGUUUUGUAGAUUUAAUAACUUC